Molecule: messenger RNA, 6081 nt
Organism: Antechinus flavipes (yellow-footed antechinus)
Lineage: Eukaryota; Metazoa; Chordata; Mammalia; Dasyuromorphia; Dasyuridae
Product: zinc finger protein 501-like
Exons: 4
Coding region: 1210-2694 (494 amino acids)
Biological process (GO): negative regulation of transcription by RNA polymerase II
Molecular function (GO): DNA-binding transcription repressor activity, RNA polymerase II-specific
Source: RefSeq, a predicted model, not a curated record
UUAAAAUUAGUAAUAUACUAGUAUUAAUUAGUAUAUAAUGAUAAUAAAUAAGCCAAUAUCUUAAGUAUUUUAGAAUUCUUUAAUUCCCCCAAUAAAGCUGAAAAGUAGGUGCAUUGUACAGUCCAAGAUUGAUCAAAUUCUGUAAUAGACUAGAAUUACAAUGUAGUUUCUAAGCCAACCUUCCCUCCCAAUCGACGUUUGAUUUAUAGUUGAUGGUAACAACUAAACUUCCAUUUUUCACAAGGGUAGAUCCUUUGGCAGAUCAAUUGACUCCUAUUCAAGAAAUCAUGACGCUGUCACCCCUGCUUCUGUAUUUCUUUCAAUCACCCACAGAACCAAACCAGUUCCUUUUGGUUUUCAGGCUUAACCUGGCAGUGUACUUGUGAGGGUUUAGUGAAGGUUUCCUUGAUGAUGGGGGAACACAGGUAUGUUUAAACUCUGUAGGAAAGGGACCAGAUGAUCCGGAAGGUUGUGUUAAAGCCCCUUCCCCCACCUCUGGACCUUCUUCCAUCCAAUUGGAUUGUAUUUGUUAUUCCUUCUCUCAACUACUCCUGGACUCCAGAAUUCCAUUUCCCCCCUCCCCUUUCUUUUCCGGGGCUUUCAUUCCUCCCUCUCUCUUGAGCUGCUGUUGGGGGGGGGGGGGCGGAAACUCCACCCCUCCGGAUUCCUCCAGCUCCCCUAAUAUUUUCCCUAGAAAUUCUUCCCAGUUUGGAAAGCUUAAGAUCCUCUGCAGUCCCUUCGUCAGCACCCAUAAAAUACAAAUCAGAACCUUUCUUUUGGACUUCGGCUCUUUGAAAAGAUUCCGUUGGGACCAUGCGAUGCUAAUGAUCCUCCCCCCAGUCUAUGCUGCCCAAGGCCCACCCCCUCCCAAAUCUCGGCCCUUGUAUCCGGUGGAUGCCCCUAUUUGCUUACCCUUUCCUCGGGGGUGUGGGGGUCGGCCCCCCCGCGAAUGGUGAUAUCGGCCCCAGAAGGGAUCCCCGAAUGUGUGCGCGUUCAGUGCGCCACGUUGUAGGUGUCUGUGCACUCUGGGUUUAUUUUUCAACCCCAAUCUUCCCCUUUCCUCUCCAGUAGAGGUAACAAGAACUAAGGUGCCCGCCCGCUCCGCUCCGGGACCUGGACGGUCAGCAUCCAGCCUGGGCAGAGAAGCCUUAGACCCCCGCCUUCCUCCCCAGCUCCGCUGGCAGAGCACCCAAUCCCGGAACCAGAGACAUGGCCCCUGGCAGCCAGAGACCCUCCUCCCAGGAGUUGGUGACAUUCAGGGACAUUAUUGUGGAUUUCACCGAGGAGGAGUGGGGGCUCCUGGACCCUUCUCAGAAGGAGCUGUACAAGGAGGUCAUGCUGGAGAGUGUCCAGAACCUGCUGUCCCUGGAUGAAGAGACCAGAUUCCAAGUAAAUGAGUUGACUAGAAAGCCGGGGAAUUUUGUGGAAGAAUGUGACCUGCAGAGAGUCAUGAGUGAUGGUCCCUGUGACUUCAAGUUGAGAGAAAUCCAUGAUUCUAAUAUCAAGGUAGAUAAAAAUCCAAAGAGCGCCUGUGAAUUUGAUGAAAUUGGAAAGAGAUUCAUUCAGUCUUUAAUCCUAAAUCAGUGUAAGAAAAUGACCUCAGGGAAUGAUUGUUUUCAGGAUCAGAAAUCCAGCAAAGGUUUUACUGAACAGGUAGAACUUUUCCAAUCCCAUGUGCAGCCUCCUGAAAUGCAGAUGUGCCCAGAUAAUCAAUGGGAUAUGGCCUUUAGCUGGAGUUCAGACUUCAGUAGGUGUCAGGAAAGUGAUACUGGAGGAAGGUUUUUUGUAAGUCAUCAAGGUGGGAAGACGUUGAGUCAGAAUUCUAAGCUCAUUAGUCAUCAGCCAAUUCACAGUACAGAGGAGUCUGGGGAACAUAGCGAUACAACCUCAGACCGUCACUCGUCUCUUCCAUACCAUGCUAGAGUUCACCCUGGAAGGAAAAGAUACACAUGUGAUCAGUGCGGGAAGGCGUUUGCUUGGAAAUCGGGUCUUGGUCCAGCCCAGGAGAUUUCUCCUGGGGAGGAAUUUUAUAAAUGUACUGAAUGUGGGAAGGCUUUCUGCUACAGAUCCCUCCUUACUGAUCUUCAGAGAAUCCACCCUGAAGAGAAAUCUUAUGAAUGUGAUAAAUGUGGAAAAACGUUUGCAAGGAAAAACAAUCUUGUUCUACAUCAGAGAGUCCACACCGGAGAGAAGCCUUUUGCAUGUCUUCACUGUGGGAAGGCUUUCCGAUACAGGUCCACUCUCGUUGAACACCAGAGAAUCCACACUGGGGAGAAACUUUUUGAAUGUAGCCACUGUGGAAAAGCUUUCACACAGAGGUCCAGUCUUACAAAACACCAGAGAAUCCACACUGGAGAGAAGCCUUUUGCUUGUAAUCAGUGUGGAAAGGUUUUUGCAGAGACGUCCAGUCUCAUUAAGCAUCAGAGAAUCCACAAUGGGGAGAAACCUUUUGACUGUAAUCACUGUGGAAAGGCUUUCACCCAGAGGUCCACUCUUGCUGAACAUCGGAGAGUCCACACUGGAGAGAAGCCUUUUGAAUGUCUUCAGUGUGGAAAGGCUUUCAGACAUAGGUCCAGUCUUGUUCAGCAUCAGAGAGGACACACUGGAGAGAGACCUUUUGAAUGUAACCAGUGUGGAAAGGCUUUUGCACAGAGGUUCACUUUUGUUAAACAUCAGAGAAUCCACAGAAGAUAGGAACUUUUUAAAAAAUAAUUAAUGUUGAAAGACUUAAAUCUCAAGCUCCUACCUUGCUAAGGAGAGAAUCCACAGUGUUGAGAAACUUUUCUAAUGUAUUCAUUGUAGAAUGACUUUCAGAAAUAGGUCCUAUCUUGCUAGACAUCUGAGAGUCUACAUUGGAGAGAAACCUUUUGAAUGUAAUGAAACGUGGGCCAUUUUCCAAAAGAGAAAGAAGAAAUUAAUAUAGGAAACUAAAAGAAAAAAGAAAUUUUGAGUUCUGAAUCCUUGCCUUCCCUCUCAUCUGUCACUGGCUUAAUGUUAAGGCAACAAAUACAACACCUAUUAUAUAUAUGAAACCAUGGACAGCAUUGCCAUGCCAAGGGGGAGUGGGGGUGGGAAAGAGGUAGGGGAGCAAGAAAAAUAAGUUUCCCAUUCCACCCAUAGUCUAUCUUCCUGUGGAUAGCAUUUCCAUCCUAAAUCCUUUGAAAUUAUCUUGGAUAAUUCAUCAGAAAAAGAAAUUAUUCAGAGUUGAUCAUCAUACAACGUUGCUGCUGUUCUGUGCUGUGGUCUCCUGCUUCUUCACACUUUACUCUUUAAGAGUUCAUAUCAGUCUUUGAAGGCUUUUCUGAAAGACUCUGCUCUUCAUGUCACAUAACGUGAUAUUGUUCCAUCCCGGUCAAAUACCAUAACUGACUCAUUUCUUCCCAAAUGCUGAGCAUCCCCUCAAUUUCUCAUUCUUUGCCAUCCCCAAAAGUACAGUUAUGAAUACUAAUAUUGUACAUAAAGGCUUCCUCGCCCCCCCCCCCCUUUUCUUUGGUCUUUCUUGUUGCUUAGUCGGCAGGUAUGAAUUAUUUGCUCCUUGGGCAAUCAAAUAAUUUGCCCCUUGGUCAUAGUGCCAAAUUGCUCUCCAGAAUGGUAGACCGGUUCAUAUUCCUACCAACAGUGUAUCAGUAUUCGUUUUUCCACAUUCCCUUCAACUUUUGUUCUUUUCCUUUUUAUUUUCUUUCAGCAAAUUUGACAGGGAUAAUGUAGGCCUAAGUUGUUUUAAUUUGCAUUUGUGUAAUCAAUAGUGAUUUAGAACUAUUUUACUAUUUCUGUCGAUGCCUGUAAUAUCUUUUGAAAACUGCCAAUUCAUGUUCUUUGACUGUUUAUCAAUGAGAGAAUCACUUGGACUCAGUUUCCUAUGUAUUUGAGGAUUGAGCUCUUUUGUCAGAAAAAUUAUUGUGAAUUCCCUCCAUCCCUACUCCCACCGGUCCCUGCAGACGGGCUUCAGAGGACAGCUCGCCAAAAGGAGAUGAAAAGCUUUUCUCCCUUGAGUCCCCAGGGCGAUGGCAGAGAGGCAGGAUGGCCGAAUGGUGGCUAAGGAGCAGGCGGCACAAAUGGGCCAUCCUCAGUGUGAUAUUAGAGCGGGGACCUUCCUGUACUCUCACGGAUAGAUCAUAAUUUCUAAGUGAUUGCUGAUAAACUCACUAAUGACUUAAGCUGUGACCUACAACGUCCCCACGUUGGCUGAGAGAGGGCCCUCUCCCUGAGACGGCAGCACUAGAACAGCCCAGGACGCAGCUGGCGGGGCUGCUGAGAGCCUUGAACAAGAGGACGUGGCUGUACUUUUCUCCCAGCAGUAGCAUUAUUUUCUCUGUUUUAAAACAUUUUGUCACACCAUAUAUAUAAUAGAUGCAUUUAUGAUUCAACAGCAUUAAGAUGAAAUUUAACCUGCCUGAACAAGUGGUUGUUUUAAGUUAUAAUCCAAGAGAAAAACAGUUCACACUUUCAAAACAUGGUGAAGAGAAAAUCAUUCACUCUAUAUCCUUUGACAGUUUAACAAUCGCACUAAUGACAUCUCAGCCCAGUGUAGAGACGCUGAGUACGGAGUCAUUGCAGGCAAUUAAUGAGACACCGUCACUCUGUUCUGCAGUAUUUCCUAGGCUAAAUUCUUGCCUCUUCGAGAUGGCUUUCAGGAUUCUCGGAAAGCCGAGAGCUCCUUCUGCAGGCUGGCCCAAGCCUCUUCCCUUCCUCUAGGUCCCUUCCAUGCCUUCUCCCUUAGGGGUUUCAAUUUGGCACCUUAACGCUUCCCAUGGAUGAGGAUCUCAUUGCUGACCCUGGCUCCAGAGUAGGCAGAGUCGGCACAUGCAGAAGGCAGUGCCCCUUGGCAUCUCUGCUUCCAUUGUGGGCAUCCCAGACAUCAGAGUGUGAUGGUAGGUGAGGGCCGGGAAGAAGACUCAGUGGGGGAUUAGGCUGAGAGCCAGGGAGUUCUGACCCUGAAAUACCCCACUGAAUAUGGAGUAGUCACCACCUGGAGGGGCAUGGAGAUCUGGGGCCAUGCUUUCUACAUGUUCCAAGAGCACCCCAAAGGAGACAGAGAAAGGAUGAGACCCCUACAUUUGACUACAUUUGAGACCCCUAACACCCAGCCAUGUACUCUACCCAUACCCAGGUACUGCUGACGGGAAGCAGAGAUUGCAGAGACGAUGGCGCAUCAAACUAUAAAUCCACAAAACACAACAUGCUGCUACUUUUAAAUAGAGGAUAAAAUUAUUAUAUACGUUUUUUUCUUUUCUGUAUUUCCUUCCCUAGAUGGCUACCAACAGACAUGUGUUUUAAAAUUUAAACUGCAGCUUUAAAAUUACUAACUAGUCACUUAAAAAUUCUUUUUAUGAAGUAACUGAUCUAUCUAGUUUUACUUAUUAACCUUUACAAAGCUGACCUGAGUUUAAAUCUGGCCUCAGACACUUAACACUUUUUAGCUAUGUGACCCUGGGCAAGUCCCUUAAUCCCAAUUACCUCAGCAACAACAACAAAAAAAAUACUAGGGGCAGCUAGGCAGUGCAGUGGAUGGAGCACAGGAGGAUGGAAGUUUAAAUCAGACCUCAGACAGUGGAUACUUAAGAGGUGUGCAAGUCAUUUAACCCCCAUUGCCUUGCAAAAACAAAAAUGAAUUUUAUAAAAGUGAAUAGACUCAGGAGCACAUUGUACCCAGGAACAGCAAGAUUAUGAUGAUCAACUAUAAAAGACUUAGUUCUUCUCAGCCAUACAUUGAUCCAAGACAAUUCCAAUAGACUUUGAAUGGAAAAUGCCAUCCAUAUCUAGAGAGAGCAAGCUAUGGAGAAUGAAUGUGAAUUGAAGCUUAGACUUAGAGUGAAAACUCUAAGCUUUUUUUUGUUUUGUUCUGUUGUAUCUUUUUUUUCUUUCUUGUGGUUUUCCCCAAUGUGACUCAUUUGAAAAUAUGUUCAAAAUAAUUGUCCAUGUAUAACCUAUAUCAGAUUGCUUACUGUCUUGGGGAAUGUAGAGGUAAGAGAAAGAUGGAAGGGGAAAAAAUUUGAACUCAAAAUUUUACACAAAUGGAAACUCUCUUUUCAUGUAAUUGGAAAAAUAUUUGACUAUUAAAAUAAAAUAAAAUUUAAAAAA